Paramisgurnus dabryanus is the source of this 2187-nucleotide messenger RNA. The record is from RefSeq and is a predicted model, not a curated record. Lineage: Eukaryota; Metazoa; Chordata; Actinopteri; Cypriniformes; Cobitidae.
AAUGGUAUAGAAUAGAUAGAUUAUGAAGGCGGGACUACUUGUUUGAGUUUUCUUCCGUAUUUUCUUGGAUUGGUGGGAGAUCGUCUGAUUGAGCAAUACUUAUAUGAGCAGAGCCGUGGAGAGCCUAUCCUUCCCCUCAGCUGAUCGGAAACGACGCCCUCCGAGUCUGUAGCUCAAAGCCAGCUUUCAAGUCUCCAUAGGACAUAUCGACCAUCUAAGACUUAUCAAUUUAUUCCAGUACCAGCUAAAGAAAAAGGCUCCAAAAUGUCUCAGAAGAUCAAAGCUGGUUCUGUGGUCGAGAUGCAAGGAGAUGAAAUGACCAGAGUAAUAUGGGAUCUUAUAAAAGAGAAACUCAUCUUCCCAUACCUGGAGCUCGACCUGCACAGCUAUGAUCUGGGAAUGGAGAACCGUGACGCCACUGAUGACAGGGUGACCGUAGAGGCGGCAGAGGCCGUAAGGCACUUUAACGUUGGCAUCAAGUGCGCCACAAUCACCCCUGAUGAGAAGCGCGUGGAAGAGUUCAAGCUUAAGCAGAUGUGGCGUUCUCCCAAUGGAACAAUCAGGAACAUCCUUGGUGGCACUGUGUUCAGAGAAGCUAUUAUCUGUAAAAACAUUCCCCGCUUGGUUCCGGGCUGGAUCAAGCCUAUUAUCAUCGGCAGGCACGCACAUGGUGACCAGUACAAAGCCACAGAUUUUGUUGUUCCCGGGCCUGGAAAAGUGGAAAUGACAUUCACACCCAAGAACGGAGGAGAGCCACUUCAGUUUGUUGUCCAUGACUUUGAAGGUACUGGUGGAGUUGCGCUGGGAAUGUACAACACAGAUAAUUCUAUCCGGGAUUUUGCUCACAGCUCUUUCCAAAUGGGGCUGACCAAAGGCUGGCCGAUGUACCUCAGUACUAAAAACACAAUUUUAAAGAAAUAUGAUGGGCGCUUUAAAGACAUCUUCCAGGAGAUUUAUGAAAAAGAGUACAAAGCUCAGUAUGAGGCCAAAGGCAUCUGGUAUGAGCAUAGGUUGAUUGAUGAUAUGGUGGCUCAGGCCAUGAAGUCUGAGGGAGGUUUUAUCUGGGCUUGCAAGAACUAUGAUGGAGAUGUGCAGUCAGACUCUGUAGCUCAGGGUUAUGGGUCAUUAGGAAUGAUGACCAGCGUGCUUAUUUGUCCGGAUGGGCGUACGGUAGAAGCUGAGGCCGCCCAUGGCACUGUUACGCGGCACUAUCGUAUGCACCAACAGGGCAAGGAGACCUCCACCAACCCCAUUGCCUCUAUCUUUGCAUGGACAAGAGGACUCUUGCACCGGGCAGAGCUGGAUAAGAACGCAGAGCUGCGAGUAUUUGCAGAAGCCCUGGAGGCUGUUUGUGUAGAGACCAUUGAAGCUGGUUUCAUGACCAAGGAUCUGGCCAUUUGCAUUAAGGGCAUGUCUAACGUUGCACGCUCAGAUUACCUCAACACCUUCGAGUUUUUGGAUAAACUGGCUGAUAAUCUGAAAAUCAAGUUGUCGAGCCAACCCAAACUUUAAAGUUACUUGACAUAAGCAUUCACUGAGAGACACACACACUGACACGCAACACUCGACCAACGCCAAACCACAGAUGCUGUUAGUCUCAUCUACUGUCUGACUGUGACCACAGACAGAGAAGUUAUGAAUCAUUCAGUACCACUACAAACCAGAAGAGGGAGCCGUGCACUUUCAGCUGGAUCUUUUUAAAUGAAAGGAGCUACCUUCAUUACACUUUUAAAAACACACUGGAUAUAUGCAUUUGCAUAUAUGAAGGAAGUGUCGUAUUUAGGAAAUACUUGUAAUGAUUUUAACAUAAAAACUUUAAUUUUGAGUUGCAUUCAUAAAUAUGCUGUACAGCCUGUGAUGUACUUGAACACCUGUUGCCUUAUCAGUCCUUGUGUGUAUUUGUCUUGUCAUCAGGCAGCCACUUUUAAAGCCCACAUGAAGAAGAGUGAGAUCAGAGUCUCAACAUGCCAGUAAAAACCUUUUAACUGUAAUGGCUGUAGUUCAAAUCAGUUGUCAUUCCUUUUUAGUUUUGGUCAAACACUAUUUGCCACUGUCUGUCAACUGGUUUUCAAAUGAAUUUGCGUGUAUGCAUCGUACAUAAUGUUCUGUGCUUCUUUUUAUUUUAGUCUGUGUGCUCAUGUGAUGUUGUGUCAUAAGCUUGUUAAUAAAUAAAUCGUUUUAAGAUGA